Messenger RNA from Lolium perenne, 1538 nucleotides. RefSeq lists its product as uncharacterized. Gene Ontology annotation, molecular function: protein binding. Lineage: Eukaryota; Viridiplantae; Streptophyta; Magnoliopsida; Poales; Poaceae. The record is from RefSeq and is a predicted model, not a curated record.
CUCGAGUCCCUCUGCAGAACCCUCCCCAGUCCCCACAAUGGUCCGGAAGCGCAGAUGCAAAGCCAAAACCGAAACACCAUCUUCCUCCACCCCGCCGCCGGUAGAGCCUAAGACUACGCCGGCCAUCGAUGCCCUCCCGGAGGACCACCUCCGCGACAUCCUCCGCCGUCUCUCCCCGGCCGACCUCCUCCGCGCCGCCCUCGCCUGCCACCGCUGGCGCCGCCUGGCCUCACGUUGCCGCGCCCGCGCCCCUCCUCUCCUCGGCUACUUCGUCCACCCCAUGGAAACCGAGCGAACCCACGACGACGCCGUGUUCGUUCCCCUCGACGCCUCCGUCCCGCGCCUCUCCCUCGACUUCGCCCCGGACGCCUCCGACUUCCAGCUCUACGACUCCCACCAGGGCCUCCUCCUCCUCCAACCGGCCGUCAACCUCCCCAAGGGCAUCCUUCCCCGCUUCCUCGUCCUCGACCCGGCCACCCGCCGCCGCGCGCUCCUCCCGCCGCCUCCACGCGGCACGGUGCCCGACGACCGCGUUUGGCGCAAAUCCAGGCACUACGUCGGCUCCGCGCUCCUCUCCCGCGCGCACCCCAGCAAGCUCUGCUUCGAGGCCAUCUGCUUCGCCAUCGACGAGGGCCACCCGCGCGCCUGGGUCGCGUCCGUCGACGACGGCCACUGCAGCUGGCGCGCGCUCCCGCGGGCCGUGGACAUCUCCGUCGAUUUCCACCCCUGGUGGUUCGAGGGCCGCUGCGUGCACGCCGCCGGGAAGAUCUACUGGCACAUCUGCAACUCCACCGACCGCAUCCUCUCGCUGGACCCUUCCACGCUCCAGUUCUCCUACCUGCCGGUGCCGGCCGAGGUGGGGUACAAUUUCUCAAAGUACCGUAUCGGCGAGACGCCGGAAGACGGGCGGCUUUGCAUGGUCACCGAGGGCGACAGCCAUGUGCAGCUCUGGGUGCGCGGGGAGUCCAGGUGGAGCGACAAAGGCUGGGACCUGGAGAGGAACAUUGUGGACAUGCGCGCGCUCUGCAACAUGAUCCCUGGCCUGCCAAGCGACCCGGAGAUCAGGACCCUUAACGUCUGGCCCAGCGACAUGGACCCCGGUCGCUCAGGGAAGGUUUUCAUCAACACGCUCGGCAGCGGGCGCUACUCGUUCCAUCCGGGUACGGGCAAGCUGGAGCGCCUGUCCACGGAAACUGGCAAGGAUUAUGGACACCCCAUCUUCGCCUACUUCCUCGCAUGGCCGCCCGCCUUCCUUGCUCCAGAGUACUGAUGAAUUCGGUUAUCUGGUGGCGACUCGUAUGUCCUAAGGCAUUGGUGCAAGUUUGUUUGAAGUCAUAUAGAUCCUUUCAUUUCCAGUUCUGGUCACUAUUUGCCCUUCAACCUGCACGCCAAAGAGCUCUGAGCAGUGUGGUAUGUGUUUGUGUGCUGUAUGAGGCUGUUUAUGCAAUUUGUUGUUGCCAUGCUAUCUAACCAUCGAUCGGGCAAGACGAUAUUUGGUGAGACAUAUGUUCAGUAAUAGCUAUCUCAUUUCGAAUUUA